UACUUGUUUCAUUUCCUGACCAUGAACACUCAAUUAUUUUCUAUCUUUCUCUUAUUCACAAACUCCCUAUGCCCCAGUUAAUAUUCGCACUGAGUGAGGCUAUUAAUCCUUGCAGCUGAUACAGGAUGAAUUUCUGCUAUAAAGUAAAGCUAAACACUGAAAUGUGGGUACACUUGGAAGAGGAAGGUCACCAGGAGACCAUUCACUCCAACCUUUCUUUCUAGGGAGUCCAGGGGCAGAACUCCAUGGGUGAGGAGUCCCAACCUACUCCACCCCAUGUCCCUGGAUGUCCUCCCCUCUGAGUAAUGGGAGCAGCCAUUUGGGGCUGUGAUGAUUCUGCCUCCUUUGAAGCCAUCUGAUGAAACUCUGAUUUCACCAACCACCAGUACCCAGGAGGAGCCUGGCGUGACGCAAGAUGAAUGGAAUAAUUUUAUGGGAUGAGGGGGGACUCUGAGACAGCAUCUAACCAACAUAUUUUGGAGAAAAAAAAUUACCUGAAGCAUUAGGAAAGGAAACUAUGCUGGAUGCCAAGCCCCCACCCACAAUUUAAGGGUAUAAAAGGACCAUGGAGGAAGAAGAGACUCAAACUCACCCGCAUCCACCUCCAUCAGCUCAUCAGUUCUAUCACCUCUCCCGGCACCAUGCCGUACAACUGCUGCCUGUCCAACCUGAGCUGCUGCUCCAGCUGCCCCUCCCGGCCCUGCGUGGCUCCCAGCUGCCACAACAUCCCCCUGCCUGGGGCCUGCAACAUCCCCGCCAAUGUGGGCAACUGCGGCUGGUUCUGCGAGGGCUCCUUCAAUGGCAGCGAGAAGGAGACCAUGCAGUUCCUGAACGAACGCCUGGCCAGCUACCUGGAGAAGGUGCGGCAGCUGGAGCGGGACAAUGCGGAGCUGGAGUGCCGUAUCCGGGAGCGCUGCCAGCAGCAGGAGCCACUGAUGUGCCCCAGCUACCAGUCCUACUUCCGGACCAUUGAGGAGCUGCAGCAGAAGAUUCUGUGUGCCAAGUCUGAGAAUGCCAGGCUGGUGGUGCAGAUCGACAAUGCCAAGCUGGCCUCUGAUGACUUCAGAACCAAGUAUGAGAUGGAGCGCUCCUCCCGGCAGCUGGUGGAGUCGGACAUCAACAGCCUGCGCAGGAUCCUGGAUGAGCUGACCCUGUGCAGGGCCGACCUGGAGGCCCAGGUGGAGUCCCUGAAGGAGGAGCUGCUCUGCCUGAAGAAGAACCACGAGGAGGAAGUCAACACCCUGCGUUGCCAGAUUGGGGACCGCCUCAACGUGGAGGUGGACGCUGCCCCCACUGUGGACCUGAACCGCGUGCUCAAUGAGACCAGGUGUCAGUACGAGGCCCUGGUGGAGACCAACCGCAGGGACGUGGAGGAAUGGUUCGCCAACCAGACCCAGGAGCUGAACAAGCAGGUGGUGUCCAGCUCAGAGCAGCUGCAGACCUGCCAGGCAGAGAUCAUCGAGCUGAGACGCACGGUCAACGCUCUGGAGAUCGAGCUGCAGGCCCAGCACAACCUGAGGGACUCCCUGGAGAACACGCUGACAGAGACGGAGGCCCGCUAUAGCUCCCAGCUGUCCCAGGUGCAGUGCAUGAUCACCAACGUGGAGUCCCAGCUGGCAGAGAUCAGGGGUGACCUGGAGCGGCAGAACCAGGAGUACCAGGUGCUGCUGGACGUGCGGGCCCGGCUGGAGUGUGAGAUCAACACGUACCGGACCCUUCUGGAGAGCGAGGACUGCAAGUGAGUAUG
Molecule: messenger RNA, 1747 nt
Organism: Phyllostomus discolor (pale spear-nosed bat)
Lineage: Eukaryota; Metazoa; Chordata; Mammalia; Chiroptera; Phyllostomidae
Product: keratin, type I cuticular Ha4-like
Exons: 6
Coding region: 525-1742 (405 amino acids)
Molecular function (GO): structural molecule activity
Source: RefSeq, a predicted model, not a curated record